This is a messenger RNA of Ostrea edulis (European flat oyster), 1493 nucleotides long. RefSeq lists its product as uncharacterized. The record is from RefSeq and is a predicted model, not a curated record. The transcript is spliced from 3 exons. NCBI's taxonomy places the organism in Eukaryota, Metazoa, Mollusca, Bivalvia, Ostreida, Ostreidae. The coding region runs from base 87 to 1109 and encodes 340 amino acids. Gene Ontology annotation, molecular function: protein binding.
UCAUUAUAAAAGGCGCUGCUUAUGUGUAAAGAAAUUCAGUUUUGACUAUUUCGCCUUUCAAUGCCAGUAUAUACUAUCUAGCUAACAUGAUGACUAUCACAGUGGUUUGUUUGUUUCUGGUUUACCAGUUUUCUGGAUCUGCAGGACUUUUAUAUCAAAAUCGGGAUCAUAACGAAUCCGUAAAAAGUGACCACGAUUUAUUGACUCAAUUCGAGCAAAAGCUGCGAAAUUUGACCGAUGAAGUCAACUCCCUCAAAGCCUUGGAGAUCGAGAUGGGUCACUUGAAAAAAGAAAAUAGAUGGUUAAUGAACGAGGUGCAGAUCUGCAAUCAGACAUUGGGGAACACGAGCAAGACUGUGGAUAAUCUAAUGAAACAGACACGAUACCUUUCAGUUUCAAUGCUUGAUCUGACGACCACCACAAAAUCCAUGAACAGAAGUAUUUCUGAAUGUGUUCAGGAUAUAUCAAGCUCUGUUCAAAACACCUCCAGUAUGUGUACGAGAGUCUCGCGGGAACUUAAAAGUUAUCAGGAGAACCAAAAUCUCCGAGAUAUUGCAAAUGCUGAUGUCUUCAAUAAAACUGUUGCGGACCUCAUGAACGAUGUCCAGAAGUAUUCUUCCGAACAGUUAAAAGUCUCCGCCAGCCUCACUUCCAUGCAAAACACACAGGCACACCUUGUCAACCAGAUCUCCGCCUAUGGAACACGCGUUGCUUUCACGGCAGGCUUUGUUCAGCAUCAUACAGGGGACGAAAGUUCAACGGAUAUGAUUUUUCCACAUGUAAUCACAAAUAUUGGAGGGGGCUACAACUCAAGAAAUGGUGUCUUUACAGCACCUACUAGUGGCACAUACGUUUUCUUCACAACCAUUGUAUCUUGGGAUGACGGCGCCAUCUCUACAGACAUUGUUCUCAACGGUAACAGUCAAGUCAGGACCCAUGCAAGUAGUACAGGAUUUCAGCAACCCACAUUCUACGUUUACGAAACAGGAACCAACCUGGUUUGUCUUCAUUUGCAAGUUGGAGAUAGGGUUUGGGUGAGGAGAUAUUCUGGAAAGGGGUUCAUCGUAACUACGGCGCCCACCCAUACAUUUUCUGGAUAUCUUCUGUAACAUUGAGUAUGACUAUAUAAAAUUUUGAAGGAUGUGAUUUCACUCCAUAAUAGAACAUCUAUAAAUUUAACAUUGAGUAUGAAUACACAUGUAUAUGAACUUUUGAAGAAAGCGAUUUCACUCCAUAAUGAAACAAUUUUAAAACAUUGAGUAUAUUAUUUUACUCCACAACAUACACAAGAGGUGGUGUAAAACAAAUGUGGAUUUUAAAAACUUCUAAACAACAUUUAGUAAAUUUCAAAUCGUAAAACUUUUCUCAAAUCAACAACAUUAAAACGUAUGUCUUUUCAACACUUUAUAUGACCAUUCCUCACGAUGAAUUAAAGACUAGGCUUUUUGACAUCACAGACAGCUGUUUCUUCAAUAAAAUUGGGGGAAAAUGUU